CUACAACUCAUCUUCAUCCAGCGCACAUUCCCCACCAGCCAAAGCCUGCAUAGCCAAGCCUGCACAGCCAAGCCGCCCGAAAUGCCAGUCUACCUAAUCUCCAAAAUCGCCGACCCCAUCUUCGCCCUCACCAUCGGCACCUCGGCGGCAUUAUUGCGCAUUCAGCGCGACCAGCGCGAAAAGUUUCCCGACCAGGCUAAGGAUAUUGGUAUUGGACAUGUGGUUUCGCUGGGCGCGGGGAGAGUGAGAAGGUGGUGGGCGGGGGAUUUUGAGGGGUUGUAAUUACCUUUCUCUCGUUAUACCCGGUCGCUCGGUCUCUGUCGACAUUGCUUUGUUUUGUGUUUGUGUUUGGGGGUUGUGCUGGGGUAUGAUGCUAUGACUAGUGGAUUGAGUGGAUUGGAGGUUGAUAAUGAGGAUAUGGAUGUGUUAUUGGUGGGGAAGGUAUGAGGAUUAUGUUUAUGGGUUGGAUGGGGUGAAUGUGUGUGUAUAUUGGAACUGUA
Molecule: messenger RNA, 500 nt
Organism: Aspergillus neoniger CBS 115656
Lineage: Eukaryota; Fungi; Ascomycota; Eurotiomycetes; Eurotiales; Aspergillaceae
Exons: 2
Coding region: 82-282 (66 amino acids)
Biological process (GO): protein secretion
Source: RefSeq, a predicted model, not a curated record